UUUCUCUCUUCUGCUUCCCAUUUCAUUCCACUUAGACCAUGGCCCAGCUCCUGAAAACUCUACAGGACCCUCAGCUGGUGGCCCAAUUUCAGAGGUCCUGUGGAUUAACCCUGCAGCCACAGGGAGAGGCUAAUGGAGUGCCUUCAGGGCACCAGUCUUUCAAUAACUACCUAGAAGGCAGGGAUAAGGCAGCAGGGGGCAAGGGUGUUCCACACCUAAAUGGAAACAAGAGUUACAGCAAUGGAUCAUGUUCAAAUGGGACACACAAGCAGGAGCACACAAAGAAAUAUGUCGUUAGAAACCGUUUGCUCUACUACCUCUUUAGAUUUGCAGCAGCUUUGGGACAGGAAGUGUUUUACAUCACAUUCUUACCAUUCACCUACUGGAACAUUGAUCCAUUCAUAGCACGUCGCUUGAUCCUUGUCUGGGCUUGUGAGCGGUUGCCUGAAGGAGGCUUUUUUCCACCAGAGGUUACUGCACGGUUUCGCAUAGCCAUUUCUCUGGCCUUAGCGCAUUUGCAUCUUCCUGCAAGCGAAGACUUAAUCAGUGUAAUCCUACCCAAGAGAACAUUGGUAUCUGAUCAGUCUUCUGGGGAUGCAGUGUCCUCUGAGGCUUCAGAGGUGCUACCUCUAGGGUUGGCGGAGACCCCGGAUGCUGCUCGGGAGAGCAUCCGAAUUUGUCCAAUCCUCUACCUAUUACCGAAGAUUCAUAAAUCGCUUGAGGAUCCUCCUGGCAGACCGAUUAUUUCUGCCAGGGGAUCACUCAUGCAACCAUUGGCAGAGUUCAUUGACUUUUACCUCCAACCUGUAGUAUGGAAUACAUCAGCACAUUUGAAAGAUUCUUCGGAAUUAAUCAAUCUGCUGAAAAGUAUGGAUGACUUGACACCAACUGACAUCUUAGUCACUAUGGACGUGUUGCUUUGUGGAGAAUUUGGUUGUAGAGACUUCUCAGGAAGUGGGCUUUUUUGUGCUAAUGCUUUGACUGAAAAGGCGAUUUGGAUGAUGCCGGGUGUGUGGCUAAUUGUCUCCCUUCCACCUAGCCCUGUGGAAUCGGUGAAUAUGGUUGCUGUGGCUACUUGGGAAGAUGUUGUCUGUGGAGCACUGAUAGCCUUGCUAUUUUUGGCCUUAACAUACCCAGUGUGGGAUUCAACAGAUCAACUGCUUCUGAACAACCCUCCCUCUCCAGUACUUGCAGUUACUACAGGUUUCCUGCUAAGCUAUAACUACCCCAAGAUGGACCAUUACAGCACCACCAGAGCGGACACUACAACUAUUCUAGGCGUUGGAGCAGGAACGUGUGUUGGCAUUUGGUUGGCUAAUCAUUUUGGACUGAUCCACACUACAUUAGGUCAUCUUCCACUUGCCAUGCCUAAAAUCACCUUUAACUUGAUCCUGAUGCAGGUGUCUAGGUUUCUUUUAGGAGUAUUCCUCCUGCUUAUAACACGUUCUGUUGCUAAGACACUGUCUCUUCAGGCCCUUAGCUCAUGGUAUAAAGUUUCUACCCAAGAUCCAUUAGUUAGACAGCGACUAGAAAUUGAAGUACCCUACAAAUUUGUGACAUACACAUCUAUAGGCGUUGUUGCUACAGCAGGGGUUCCUUGGCUGUGUCAGAUGUUAGGAAUGUAAAUAUCCUCUGUUUUCUCCAGUUACAUUACCACUGCAGUGCAACAGACCUGUGUUUACAAUUCAGGAACUUCCAUGUCAUGCAGUGGUAGAAACAAAACACUUAAAGCUAAAAUAGCAAACUUGAAUCUAAAUAUUUUAUAUUUUGCAAAUAAACCAUACUAUAAUCUAGUGUACCAGAACACUAUUUAGGUAAAUACUAUGAUUGCAUUUGUUCAACAAUUAGUUAAAAAGUUAAGCCAGAUUUAAACUUUUAGAAAUAAAGGCUGAACGCUCUGACCACACAGUUUCAGUAUAUGUCAUAGGGAUGGUAUUUUACAAACAUACUCACUAACUUUAUGCCCUUUGAAAGGGAGUGUACAUAGAUAAUAUGCACUGUAUAAGCAAGAGAUAUGAUAAAACGUGCAGCUGUAUUCAAUGUUACCAAGCACACAGAUUGGUUUAUUUAUAUAUAUAUUUUCUACUGAUAUUUAUCACUGCAGUGUGUGCAGCACCAUUUUGUCAUAGAAAUGAUAUUUAAUAAAAUGCUAUUCAGUAUCAAUGUUUACUACAGAGAAAAGUUCCUUACUUGCUCAAAAGUCUCAAAGAAAGAAAGGGACAUAUUAAAGCUGUAUAAUUAUUUUGGUAUUUUCCUCUUCCAGUGCUUCCAAAGUAUUGCAGUUACAAAUCAGGGCAUAAAGUACAUUUCCUAUUAGUGCAUACAAUAGAAUGUACAUUUCCUGUUAGCACGUGCAAUAAAAAACGUACAGGAUGUGCUAUGACAUUCCUAAAUUCACACAAGCCAUAAAAUUAGACAAAUUACAAUAAUAUUGGUAAAAAAAAACAAAAAAACUACAAAACCUAGUUAGGUAACCUGUAAUGCUGCAGAUAUAGUUUAAAUUCUAACUCCCCGUCUGCAGAUUUGUUUUAAUACUGUCACAUGAGGAUCAGACAGAAAUGAGGACACAAAGUGGGUUAUUCAUUAAGCUGUGUACUGUUUAUCAGGUCACUGUUGUAGAGAAACCAAUGGGGGUUUUACUAUGCUAGUGUCUCCACUCUAGUAACCCUGCUUAAUGUCUGACUGUCUAGACACCUUUAAAUAUGUGUAUAUAUUUUUUAAAGAAAAAUCUAAAAGCUGCUAAUCAAAAACAUUUUAGUAUUUACUAACAAAGUAGUAAUAUUUUAUUUAUUAGCAUUGUUCUCAAUAAAAUUAUUUGUAUGGAUACCCUGUACACAUGACAGCCCUGUGGGUGUGACUGUACACUGGCAAUCCAACUGUCCUAAAUUAUUAUGAUGGGUUUUAGUUCUCAGAACCUUGAAUUACUUGCCGUCUAUAGAUCGAGCAGCAAAUAAUUUUGUCAUGUAAUACUAAAAUAAUAGGUGGGUGAUAGAUGUAGGAAAUGCUUAACGUCCCCAAUUUUUACUUGUAUCAAGUUCAGUAGCUACACGUUAACAAUAUUCACCUUUUGCUCAUCCUUUAGUCUACCUGAGUAAAGAGAAAUAAGUGGGUGAGGGGCAUUUUAAAAAAAGAAAACAAAAAAUAGGAAAUAGUUAAAAAUGAUAACAACCCUCACACCUAGUACCGACCACCAGACCACUGAUAUAAAGAUUUGUGGUCACCCUUGUUAGCAUCCCCAAGAUCUAGAACCAUACAUGGCUAAGGAAAAGAUUUCCCACUAAUUAAUGGAUUCCGUACUAUUGUUCUAAGAGGCAGCAGCUUUCCUUUCUAUAAAGAAAGGGCAAUUAUAAUAGAACAAAUCAGGAAGUCCUGGGAUAAACGGGUUAUUUAAUGGAAGGAAUGGGCCGGUGUUCUGUCGAGAACUCAAAUUCCUCAAACUCCAAUCUGACGUCACUUCCGGUAAGUCUUCUAUGUUAAUAUCUGUUUUGCCUCUGUCUAGGGGUGCACCGCCGAUUCUCUGGCAUACACCCCAAAUAGACCUUGGAGAAUGAAGUUUACAAGGGGGGCUUUGCCCCCCUUCAACCCCCCAGGCAGAGGCAAAGUAGAUAGUGUAGAUAGGCGAUUACACUGCCCAUCUGAUUGGUUGUGAGUCCUGUCACUCACUGGAUACGGACCAAUCGGAUGUAUGGAUUCACCGGAAGUGACGUCAGAUUGGAGUUUUCGAUGUAUUGGCGUUCUCAAUAAAACACCGGCAAGAUGUGAAAAUCUGCCCAUUUAAAGGCUCUGUAAAAUAAAACAAUGUUAAACUGUAAAAUCUUCAGAACUAUAAGAAAUGUUAGCCUUAACCUGUUUUUCAGUGGCACUUUCUGCUCAUGUACCAGAAUAAUCUGUGAACUGAAAUAAACGUAUUUCAUGACA
Bombina bombina (fire-bellied toad) is the source of this 3918-nucleotide messenger RNA. It is a transcript of the gene SGPP2, whose product is annotated as sphingosine-1-phosphate phosphatase 2. The record is from RefSeq and is a predicted model, not a curated record. Lineage: Eukaryota; Metazoa; Chordata; Amphibia; Anura; Bombinatoridae.